Messenger RNA from Haliotis rubra (blacklip abalone), 1381 nucleotides. Its product is annotated as nuclear receptor 2C2-associated protein-like. Lineage: Eukaryota; Metazoa; Mollusca; Gastropoda; Lepetellida; Haliotidae. The coding region runs from base 22 to 453 and encodes 143 amino acids. The record is from RefSeq and is a predicted model, not a curated record. The transcript is spliced from 4 exons.
UUACGACAUAAAAACCAGCUUAUGUUAAAUAUGGCUGCCUCCUUGUUGCACGCGAAAACUCAAAUCAGAGUGAGUUCAGUUCUUAACCGCGACAUAAAGCAGUUUGGGAAGAAAUACCUGACGGAUGGAGAGGAGGAUACAUGCUGGAACUCAGAUCAGGGCUGCCCACAGUGGAUUCUGGUGGACUUUGAACACAAUGUGAAGGUGAAGGACAUUCAGCUUCAGUUUCAAGGCGGGUUUGCUGGGAAGGAGUGCUGGGUCGAGACAGGGAAGGAGGCAGUUCAUCUGACCAAGACGGCAGACUUUUACCCAGAAGAUAUCAACUCACUCCAGACAUUUAAACUGUCAGAAGAGCCUGUUACCAAAGUAAUGAGAAUAGUGUUUAACAGCAGCACAGAUUUCUUUGGUCGUAUAACUCUGUACAAGCUGGACAUCUUGGGUGAACCUUGCUGACACUAUCAAGAGCUGGAUCUUGGCCAUACAAGCAAGGCUUCAGAAAACACAAGGAUAGGGAGCAAUGGCAGAGUGGACACAGAUUAAGGAACUGCCUGAAAGUGAUGACACCUGUAUUUUUAGUUGCCACCAACUGAAACUUUCACUUGGGAGAGUUGAGACUGAGAGAGUUCAUCAUGUUGUGUCUAUGCCUUAUGCUUGAAUGCCUUGCGAGCAGAGUCAAUGAUUCCAGAUUAUUACUGAAUCAGUGAAUGGUUCUGUGGCAGUAGGGUGGCUUUGUGGUUACUGCCUUGCUCAUAACCCUGGAGACCUGGGUUUGAUUCCCCAUACAGGUCUGUAAUGUGAGUCCCUAUCUCGGUCUCUUGUCGCGAUGACUGUGAUAUUGCUGAAAAUGGUUUGAAACAAUACUUGUUGACAAAAUGGUUCCACUUUUACUAACAAGUGCUUGCAUGUUCCCUCCAAGGGCGACACCAGUGGUACCAUCUGGUGGGAUUCUCCUGCAUUGUGCACAGCUUUUGAAUGAAAGCACAUUUUCAAAAUCUCAGGUUAAGGUGACCAUUUCCAUGUCAGCCCAUGUGGUACAUGGUUUAUGGUGCCAUUGUUGUUUAUGUUUUUGGAACAGAUUACUUCCAUCAUUCCUCCAUAUGGAUUGCAAGUCUCAGUAGAUCCCUUGUAUCCCAUUCUUGUUUGAGUGGACUAAUGAUUUGAUGGUGUUAAUGCGUGACAUGGAUGGUUGUGUCAUCCUGCCCUGUUGCUCAUUUUCUCAAUCACUGGUCUGUCUGACUGAGACUUGAUGAUGUACAUGCUGCAGUGAUAUAGCUUGAAUAUUGCUGACUGCAGAGUUAAACAACUCUCACUCACUCACUCACUCCAACCCUGCCUGGACCUCGGCAUUAAUGGGUACAACAAGGACUGGUCGGCUUGGAGU